CGGUCUCUCUGCGUGGCGAGGAAACCCGGCAGAAAUCCAGGUUCAAAACGCAAAGCGCAGCUCGAGCGCCCAGCGGUUCGUCUGCACAGCAGCUGCGCCACACCGACUUCUCGGCCACAGCGCACUAUUAAGUAUCACUCCGCACGCACAUGUACGUUCCUCUCACUUUGUUUAUUCAACAACAACACACAUAAAACUACCACACAUGGCCGAUAACCACUACUAAGGUGCACCGGGGUUCCUUCAGAUUUUAACACUGGCAGGAAAAUGACGGCAGUGCCCCAUGAGGGGGUGGUUUACAAGUCGCUACCUCGAUAAUAACUGCCAACAGUAAUUGAAGAAGAAGCUGAUCACGCAGCCCCGGAAUGUGCACAUCCGCGCAAAAUACGGGGACUUGUGAGUAAGAAAACUGGGCGCCUAGGCGAGAGAGCAUCGUAACAAAACCCCCUCGGUACCCUCGCAGGCUCCGUCGGCCCGAAGUACCGCGGUCCGGUAGAUCCAAACGGUAAGAUGUCCCUGGUGGAUCUGGGCAAGAAGCUGCUUGAGGCAGCCCGGGCAGGACAGGAUGAUGAAGUCCGUAUUCUGAUGGCUAAUGGAGCACCGUUCACUACAGACUGGCUUGGAACGUCACCCCUGCACCUCUCGGCCCAGUAUGGGCAUUAUUCCACCACAGAAGUCCUGCUCAGGGCAGGGGUGAGUCGGGAUGCCAGGACCAAGGUGGACCGAACCCCCUUACACAUGGCGGCUUCAGAGGGCCACGCUCGUAUUGUGGAGGUGCUGCUGAAGCAUGGAGCUGACGUGAAUGCCAAAGACAUGCUGAAAAUGACAGCCCUUCACUGGGCCACAGAGCAUGGCCAUCGAGACGUCGUGGAGCUUUUAAUAAAAUAUGGUGCUGAUGUUCAUGCACAGAGUAAAUUCUGCAAGAAUGCACUGGAUAUUGCAGUUGACAAUGCAAACGAAGAACUGGCAGAAAUUCUUCAGGUGUCCAUGCAAAACCAGAUCAACACGAACCCAGAAAGUCCCGACACAGUCACGAUACACACAGCUACGCCUCAGUUUAUAAUUGGUCCUGGAGGAGUGGUGAAUCUCGCAGGCCUGGUUUCGGCUGCCAAUUCCUCAAAAUCAACAGAUGAAGCGGGUGUGUCAACAGUACAGUUUGGCAACUCAUCAACAUCAGUAUUAGCUACAUUAGCAGCUUUAGCAGAAGCAUCUGCUCCCUUAUCCAAUUCAUCUGAAACUCCAGUAGUUGCAACAGAAGAAGUGGUAACAGCAGACUCAGUGGAUGGGGCCAUUCAGCAGGUCGUCAGCUCUGGGGGGCAGCAAGUCAUCACUAUUGUUACAGAUGGCAUCCAGCUUGGCAACUUACAGACAGCAAGUGGCAUAGGCCAGCCCAUCAUCGUGACAAUGCCAGACGGCCAGCAAGUUUUAACAGUGCCGGCCACAGACAUUGCAGAAGAGACUGUAAUCAGCGAAGAGCCAUCUGUCAAGAGACAACGUAUAGAGAUAAUUGAAAAUCAUGUGGAAAACACAGGAAUUGAAGAGAAAGAAGCUCUACAGAAACAGUUAGAGGAGGCUAAUCGGGAAGCCCAGAAGUACCGGCAGCAGCUUUUGAAGAAGGAGAAGGAGGCCGAGGCAUACAGGCAGAAGCUAGAGGCGAUCACUCGACACCAGUCUCAUAAAAAGGCCGUGUGAGCAGACGGGAGGGGGACGGACUCGAGAAAGGCUGCUCUCAGGCGAGCGGUUGAAACAGUGUAACAGGCAGUGGGGAGGGUUUGUGGUCGCUCUUCGUCAUUUUACCCACAGAUGGAGGCGUGUGGAAGGAAGAUCCCCCACAUGCUUCUCCAGGUAGAAGAACUGACCGGGCCCAUGGCAGGGUCCUGGAUUGUCCAUUCUUCGUUAUGGAAAGCUUUCUGCUAUGAAAAGACAUUUUCUUCACUAUAAAAGCACUUCUUGUACCAAUAUCGGUGUGUAAAUAAUCCUGAGUACGGGCUGAAUUUAAUGCCGGUGUUUUAUUCUUCAUUUGUGUUUUUUUUUAAUAAAAGGAAGGUGGUGCUAUAGAAGUUUUGCCUUUGCACUGCAGUGACACCCAGAUAAAACAGAAUCUUCUUACCUUUUCAAGGAGAACCAAGAAAUCAGGCUGAAAGGGGUGAAUUUGUGUAUUUUGUGUUUUGGCAGAUCGGUGUAGCAAUGUGGGUUUUACUAUACAGAAAUGAAGAAAUGAGCUUAGCCUGAUAGUGGUGUCCAUAAAAAAAAAAUAAAAACCUUGCAAAAAUCAAAUUCAGUUUGAUUUGGUCACAGGAUGAAUUUGGUGAAUCUUCACAGCUUGUGUAUUUCAGCACAUGGUGGAAAUCCUACAUUGUCUGCCAAAGUUAGACACUACAUAAUAUGGGAUACUCCAACUGUUUUUUUUAGCAGACGGCUCUCUUCGCUGCUGUGUGAUUCCAGUACAGAUACCUGAGCCUUGUGGUAUGCUCUUGGCUCCUUAAGCCUCCCUAAGGGCAUUAAGGCCAAAAUCCCUACAAAUUCACUUUGAAUGUUCUAGUUACAAUGGAAGGAGUCUUUUCAGUGUCAUGUUUUACUGUAUCUGUGCCUCAUGGCUCUGCAACUGAGGUUGGAUAAGAACCAAGUUCUGAUUUGUCAGGAAUGAAAUGAAAAGGUGAGCUGCCAUUCUCUGCUUAUACACAUCUCGGACACUCUUCCCGAUACUAAGAGCACUACCAGACUGAAAUGAGAACUGGCUUUUAAAUGUCAUGUAUUUAAUACAUUUUAUGUAGUUGAUUGAGCCUUCUCGCAUAAAUUUGUAAAGGAGUAGUUUUUUUUCUUUUUAUAUUUCUCUUUUAAAAUAAAUGAAAUCAUGUUUGAAGGAUGAA
Messenger RNA from Lepisosteus oculatus (spotted gar), 2870 nucleotides. RefSeq names its product GA binding protein transcription factor subunit beta 1 (gene gabpb1). Gene Ontology annotation, molecular function: protein binding; transcription cis-regulatory region binding. Lineage: Eukaryota; Metazoa; Chordata; Actinopteri; Semionotiformes; Lepisosteidae. Gene Ontology annotation, biological process: positive regulation of transcription by RNA polymerase II. The record is from RefSeq and is a predicted model, not a curated record. Gene Ontology annotation, cellular component: nucleus.